Leptinotarsa decemlineata (Colorado potato beetle) is the source of this 1219-nucleotide messenger RNA. RefSeq names its product aminopeptidase N. NCBI's taxonomy places the organism in Eukaryota, Metazoa, Arthropoda, Insecta, Coleoptera, Chrysomelidae. Gene Ontology annotation, biological process: proteolysis; peptide catabolic process. Gene Ontology annotation, molecular function: zinc ion binding; metalloaminopeptidase activity; peptide binding. The record is from RefSeq and is a predicted model, not a curated record. Gene Ontology annotation, cellular component: membrane; cytoplasm.
GCAGGAAUACCACCAAGCAAUUUUCCGGAGUACCUACAGAAUGGUAACAUUUGAAGACCCGUUUGAUGACUACAUUACUAGGAGAAUUCGCUCCACUGUAUUGGAAUGGUCAUGUAGAAGUCCAGAUUCCGGAUGUGCCCAUGAAUCGAGAACAAAAUUCAGAGCAUGGAUGAUCAACAAUGAACCGGUUUUACCAAAUCUGCGAGAAAUCGUUUACUGUACGGCCCUUAGAGAAGGGGCUGAAAUUGAAUGGGACUUUGCUUACAGGAAAUAUUUGGAAUCAAACUCUCCAUCUGAAAAGAAUGUGCUACUUGAUGCUUUGGGUUGCACCAGACUUCGUUGGCUGUUGUCCAGAUAUUUGGAUAAAUUAUUGGAUGAUCCUAGCAUUAGGAUACAAGACGCAGAUAGAAUAUUCGAAUCGGUGGCAAAGAACAAAAUUGGAACCUCCAUUGCAUUCGAUUUCUUGAGGAAAAACUGGAACGAUCUUUUGAGCCACUUUGGGGAUGGAUUCAACAUACUGGCUAGAAUGAUAAAAUCUCUGGCGUUUCAAAUGAACACGGAAUUUCAGUUGUUGGAGCUGGAACGAUUUAGAGACAGCAUAAAGCAUAACAUCAGCACAACAGCCAGUGCCUUCGAUAGUGCCAUAGAGACUGUGAAAGCUAAUGUAAAAUGGAUGGAGAAGAACUACCAUCAAGUGGAGCAGUGGUUACAGAAAUAUAAGGAUCAUUAUGAUUACGUUUAGGCGGCUUCCUCUGAAAUUUCAAUUUAAGCAGUGCUAUAUCGAACACUUAAGGUCAAAAAAUGAAAAUAGGUGCGAGGCAAUUAGUCCAAUUUAGUAGAUGAACUAUGCAGAUUCUGUGACUCCGGAAAUUCAACUAACAGAAGCAAUGCACGAAAAACGGUCGAAAACGCACUGUACUUCAUUGCUUCUGUUAGUUGAAUUUCCGGUGUCACAGAAUCCUACUUAAUUUACAUUUUAGGAAAUUAUACCCGAUUGAAGAUUCUUAAAUUCAUCAAGUGCUAGGUUCUAUGUGCGCCCUUUUUAUUUUUUCCAAGAUAAAAUGUCCGUUACAGAGCACCGCUAAUAUAUUUCAGAAAAAUAAUGAUGUGAUGACUAUUACACUUAUCAGUUCAUAGAUUGAUAUGAAAUCAGCUAACUUUGCUAUUCAUCUUUAUAUUAACUUCAAAAUCAUAGUGAAUUCAGUUGAAAACAUUCUUG